Messenger RNA from Aspergillus heteromorphus CBS 117.55, 1928 nucleotides. RefSeq names its product sugar porter family MFS transporter. Gene Ontology annotation, cellular component: membrane. NCBI's taxonomy places the organism in Eukaryota, Fungi, Ascomycota, Eurotiomycetes, Eurotiales, Aspergillaceae. The transcript has a single exon. Bases 196 to 1758 code for a protein of 520 amino acids. Gene Ontology annotation, biological process: carbohydrate transport; transmembrane transport. The record is from RefSeq and is a predicted model, not a curated record. Gene Ontology annotation, molecular function: carbohydrate:proton symporter activity.
AUCACAUCUCAUCACAUCAUAUCGUCUCAUACUACAUCUACAUCUGCAUCUACAUCUGCUACUACGAUUACUCCGACUACAUCUACUACUAUCUUCUUUGAUUGACCCUACCUACCUUGCUCUAUCUUUGCUUGACUAUCACUGCUUGAUACACUGCUUGAUAUCAUCGUUUGACUGUCACUGCUUGAUACUACCAUGGGCUUCAUGCUGAAGAAACCCGCCGAUGCGGUGGGCUCGGCCGCCCCCGCCAUCAUGAUCGGCCUGUUCGUCGCCUUUGGCGGCAUCCUGUACGGCUACGACACCGGCACCAUCAGCGGCAUCAUCGCCAUGAAGUACUGGCGCAACAUGUUCUCCACCGGCUACAUCAACCCCUCCGACGACUACCCCGACAUCACCUCCGCCCAGUCCUCCAUGAUUGUCUCGCUGCUGUCCGCCGGCACCUUCUUCGGUGCCCUGGCCGCCGCCCCCGUCGCCGAUAGCCUCGGCCGCCGCCUGGCCAUGAUCGUCAACUCGAUCGUCUUCUGCUUCGGCGUCAUCCUCCAGGUCGCCUCCACCUCCAUCCCCCUCUUUGUGGCCGGCCGCUUCUUCUCUGGAUUCGGCGUGGGUCUGCUCUCCGCGACCAUCCCCCUGUACCAGUCCGAGACCGCCCCCAAGUGGAUCCGCGGUACCAUCGUGGGCUCGUACCAGCUGGCCAUCACCAUCGGCCUGCUGCUGGCCUCCAUCGUCAACAACGCCACCAAGGACCGCAACGACACCGGCUGCUACCGCAUCCCCAUCGCCGUGCAGUUCCUGUGGGCCAUCAUCCUGGUGGCCGGCAUGCUGGUGCUCCCCGAGACGCCGCGCUUCCUGAUCAAGCAGGGCAAGCACGAGGCGGCGGCGGCGGCGCUGGCCCGCCUGCGCCGCAUGAGCGUGGACGACCCGGCCCUCGUCGACGAGCUGCUGGAGAUCCGCGCCAACCACGAGUACGAGAUGAGCCAGGGCCAGGCCAGCUUCCUGGACAUCGUCCGCGGCUCCAUGGGCAAGCGCCUGGCCACGGGCUGCGCCAUCCAGGCCCUGCAGCAGCUGUCGGGCGUCAACUUCAUCUUCUACUACGGCACGACCUUCUUCCAGAACGCCGGCAUCUCGAACAGCUUCCUGAUCACGCUGAUCACCAACAUCGUCAACGUCGUGUCGACCUUCCCGGGCCUGUACCUGGUGGAGAAGUGGGGGCGCCGGCCCUUGCUGCUGUUCGGGGCGAUCGGCAUGUGCGUGUCGCAGCUGAUCGUGGCCAUCGUGGGCAUGACGGCCACCUCGAACGUGGCCAACUCGGUGCUCAUCGCCUUCGUGUGCAUCUACAUCUUCUUCUUCGCCAGCUCCUGGGGGCCGUCCGCCUGGGUGGUGACCGGCGAGCUGUUCCCGCUCAACGCGCGCGCCAAGUGCCUGUCCAUCACGACGGCGACCAACUGGCUGUUCAACUGGGCCAUCGCCUACGCCACCCCUUACAUGGUGGACUCCGGCGCCGGCGACGCCAACCUGCAGUCCAAGGUGUUCUUCAUCUGGGGCGGCUUCUGCCUGGUGGCCAUCGUGUUCGUGUACACCUGCAUCUACGAGACCAAGGGCCUGUCGCUGGAGCAGGUCGACGAGCUUUACCAGAAGGUGUCGUGCGCCUGGCGCUCGCCGGGCUUCGUGCCCUCCGCCGAGCAGUCGGAUAUCAGCGAACUCGAUGCCAUCAAGGUCGAGGGGACGAAGCGUGAGGCUCAGCACGUCGAGAGUGCCUGAUUUGAUUUUCUUUUUGAAUUUUUUUUUAUUGCGAGAAUAUGUUUCCUUGUUUCCUUCAGCGAUCGGUCUAUGAUGAUGGUAUAUGUAUAAUAUGGUCCUGCAUUGUGAAUAGUUAGUUAGUUAGUUAGUUACGAGCCACGAGUCAAUGACAUCAAUGUCAGAUGCAUCCC